CUGUGCAGGACACAGAGACGCUGAGACUCUGACUCCAGCAUGUGAGAAGAGAACUCUUGUCUCUGUGUCCUCAUGAGUCAGUGUUUGAAGUUAAAUCUGUGGAUUUGAUUUGAUGAAGAGCAACAAUCUGGAAACUUGCAGCGAUGCCUGGAAGCCACUUCCAGGUGACCAACACAAAGCUGCACCACAGCCUCUACAGCCUGACGGACAGCUCCGCAGCCGGCUCUGAGGACGAGGAGGCCGAGGCCCCGCCUCCGCUCAGCACGCUGCAGAAGCUCACCAGCGACAUGUGCAAGGACGAGAAGACCAUCAAGGACCUGAUCAUCGGCCGCAGGGUCGGCUUCUACAAGGUGCGCGGGGAGAUUGGCUGCGGGGCUUUCUCCAGGGUCAAACUGGGAUUCCACGCUCUCACCAAAGAAAAAGUGGCCCUGAAGGUCCUGGACAAGACCCGGCUGGACACUCAGGCCCAGCGCCUGCUCUCCAGAGAGAUCAGCAGCAUGGAGUCCCUGCAGCAUCCCAACCUGGUGCGACUGUUUGAGGUGGUGGAGACGCCCAGCCGCCUCCACCUGGUGCUGGAGUACGCGGGAGGAGGCGACCUCCACGACAGGAUCUGCAACAAGGGCAAGUUUUCUGACAACACCAGCAAGGUCACGUUCGCACAGAUCCUCUCCGCCAUCAAAUACAUGCACAACAUCAACAUCAUCCACCGCGACCUGAAGGCGGAGAACGUCCUCUUCACCAGCCGCGGCUGUGUGAAGGUGGCUGAUUUCGGCUUCAGUACGCGGGUUUCAAACCUCAACAACGGCCUGGACACCUUCUGUGGGUCUCCGCCGUACGCCGCGCCAGAACUCUUCAAGGACGAGAGUUACCUGGGGCCACCGGUGGACGUGUGGGCCAUGGGCGUGCUGCUCUUCUUCAUGACCACCGGCACCAUGCCGUUCCGCGCCGAAACCCUGGGCAAGCUGCGGCACUGCAUCAUCAACGCCGCCUACACCGUGCCUCCCUGGGUUCCCGGGCCCUGCCAGAGGCUCGUGAAGGGAAUCCUGAAGCCGGAUCCCAACGACCGCUACGCCAUCGACCAGAUGCUGGGCUGUGAUUGGCUCUUACCGGUGGAGUUUCCCUGGUCACUGGUCCCGCACGAACCUGUGAGUCCUUUUCAGAGUCUGCUGGGCUUAGAGAGCUGGAACCUGGAGGAGGAAGAGGAGGAGGAGAUCAGGAGCUCGCUGGAGGAGCUCGGCUUCACCGCGGAACAUCUGCGCAACAACCAGCUGAAAGACAGCCGCUGCCCCGUCACCGGCGUCUACAGGAUCAUGGUGCACCGGGCGCAGAAGAGCCGGGGCUACGACUGUCCGCCUGUGGUCCGAGGGAUGGUCAGGGACCCGAAGAGGGAGGGGCUCCGGGCCUACAGAGGCCUCAGACACACCUCCAAGCUCUGUGUGCUGUCAUGAACAACCAGCAGUCUAAGAAGAUGCAGAACACAGACGACUGGAUUUUAACUCAUCCAAGAAGAUUCUUCAGUUCUGGACGAUCUUAGUCUGACUAACGUCGGAACGUUAAUCUCAUUUGAGAUGGAGUUUAAGUCUGGAGGAGGCAGAGCCAACCACUGAUCAGAGCAGUGCUUUUAGAGUGCUUUUUUUAUAUUUUACACUUGUGUACAAAUGAGACUGAAUAAAAGCCAACGACGUAAUAAGUCAUAAAAAAUGAACUUUGUAUUAUUUUAUCAUGCGUUUAAGUUCUUCAACUCAAGAACCUGGUGAGUUUGUCACGGAGCAAAAGCUCCUAAAGAAGUUCUUUUAUGUAUAAAGAUCCAGAAAAAUGCAUAAAUACAGAUGUUAAUUCUUAUUUUUCAUAAAAAGUCAUUCAAAAGUUGUAUUUAAAUGUUGUUUUGUGGGGAAAAAACCUGCUAAACAUUUUAUGUUAAUGUAUAAAGCCCAGAAAACUGCAUAAAUACAAGCGUUAAUCCUUAUUUUCCUUCAUAAUUUUCAUGAAAAAUGAUUAAAAAUGUGUGUUUAAUGUUGUUUUGUGGAGCAGGUGCUUCCUGCUGCUCUUCAUCAUCAUCUUCUGUCUCUUUGUCUGUCAAACUUUCUCCUGGUGUCUGUGAGUCAACAGCAGCUGGCAGCAGAUGAUCCUCUGUGGCCUCCUCAACCGGUCCAAACCGGCCAGAGCCGACCACAGAGACCGCCCCCUUUCACCUCCUCCCCCUCCUCCUCCUCAGCUCCUCCUCCUCCACCUGCAGGGUGCAGCAGCAGAUGGUGGCGCUGCCGCAGAGACAUCUGCCGUCCAGACAAUGGACGCUGUUGUGUGUUUGGACUUUGACGGAGCAGCAGCUUCACUAUUGUCCUGAGCUCCAUACACAUGCAGAUGAGUCCAGCAGGGGGGGCCCACGCCGAGGGGGAGGGGUCAAUUAUUCCACCACAGAGCAAGCGAGCGAGCAGCUGACAGGCGGAGACACAUUACACUAAAGGUCUGAACUUUUUUUUACUUUGACUUCAUUCACACAGAGUUCAUGAGGUUUAGGAGGAAAAAG
Molecule: messenger RNA, 2527 nt
Organism: Solea solea (common sole)
Lineage: Eukaryota; Metazoa; Chordata; Actinopteri; Pleuronectiformes; Soleidae
Gene: nim1kb
Product: NIM1 serine/threonine protein kinase
Exons: 4
Coding region: 144-1448 (434 amino acids)
Biological process (GO): protein phosphorylation; microtubule cytoskeleton organization; intracellular signal transduction
Cellular component (GO): cytoplasm
Molecular function (GO): ATP binding; tau-protein kinase activity; protein serine/threonine kinase activity
Source: RefSeq, a predicted model, not a curated record